AUGUUUUUCCAAAGGGCUUUCGCCGUGGGUACGGCAGUCUCAUGCCUCGUUGCAUCAGCUUCUGCCUUUGAUGCCCAGUCAAAGUCCAAUAUUGCUGUCUACUACGGCCAAGGGUAUGAUCAGCCUCGCCUUAGGGAAAUUUGUCAAGAUGCCUCGGUGGACAUCAUUAACCUUGGGUUCAUCAAUGUCUUUCCCGGCCAAGGUGCCGGUGGAUGGCCUGGCAGCAACUUUGCCAACCAGUGUGAUGGCACCACCUAUGAAAUCGGUGGAGUCAAGACACAGCUGCUGUCUGGCUGCCACCAGUUGGCAGAGGACAUCCCACUCUGCCAGGCAGCGGGAAAGAAGGUUCUGUUGUCUUUAGGAGGGGCAACCCCUGACAACCAAAGGAUUCUGUCUGAAAAUGAGGCGCUUCUGUUUACCGACUUUCUCUGGGGAGCGUUCGGGCCCAUCGACGAUGCGUGGGUGGCCAUGGAUGGUCCUCGUCCUUUCGGGGACGUUGUUGUUGACGGGUUUGAUUUUGACAUAGAGCACAACGGUGGCUUUGGCUAUGCCACCAUGGUCGAUCGAUUUCGGGAACACUUCGAGCUGAUCCCUGACCGAACCUUCUACAUUUCUGGCGCACCCCAGUGCUCAAUUCCCGACCAACAAUUAGGCCUCGCAAUCGCAGCUUCGGUCUUUGACUUUGUCUGGGUCCAGUUCUAUAACACAGCAGCCUGCUCUGCUCGGAACUUUUUCAACAUUGCCGGCAGCGGCAAUGGCGGCUUCAACUAUGAUGGAUGGGUCAACGUCAUCCAGAACGGGGGCAAUCGCGCGGCAAAGUUGUAUAUUGGUCUCCCGGCAAGCGAGAGUGCUGCCAACCCGGGAUAUUAUCUCACUCCGGAAGAGGUCGACACUCUGGUUGCACAGUACAUGGGUCGCUACCCGGAGACCUUCGGUGGUAUUAUGCUUUGGGAGGCCACUGCAUCGGAGCGAAACCAGAUCAACGGAACUGACUAUGCCGAGCAUAUGAAGAAUAUUCUUGUCCAACGCGAUCCUGCGCAUCCCACUCCUACUCCAAUCCCUUCCAGCACCAUCCCCGUCACCUCCAGCACACCAACCACUUCUGGGACAACCUCCACUCCAGUCACUGUCUCUUCUAGAACUGGCGGCCAAUCAAAUACCAUUCCGUCGCAGGGAGCCACCGCGUCGUCAAAUGAGACCGGCCAGCCAACGGGGUCGCCCACGGGCGCGGCAACCCAUCAUGGAAGCGGCACAACCACGAUAGCCCCCGGCAUCACAGCUGCGCCUGGAACGACGGGUCCCACUAAUCCCAAUGGUUCCAGCUCCGGGCCGGUCACCGUCACAACCGUGAUUGUCACAUCGUACACCAGCAUCUGCCCGACAGGGUUCACCACGAUCACCACGACCUACACGACAACGUACUGUCCCGGGACGGUCCCCGCCACGGCCACGGUCACCAAUCCUACCCCGGGAUCGCCGGCACAUACGACGGCUCCCAGUCCGCCCGAGGGAUGGACCACGACGGUGACUGUAUGCACGCAGUGUGCGGCAACCCCUACCACGGUGACUCUCACCUUGCCAGUCACUGCCCCCGAGUCGCAGGCCACCGCUCCUGCCGCUCUUCCACCCCCCGGAUGGACCACGACGGUGACGGUAUGCACUCAGUGUGGGCCAUCGCCUACCACCAUGACCGUGACCGUACCCAUCAGUGCGGCGACUGAUGCCGUACCCGGGUCUGGCCAUUCGGUCGGCACUAGUCCAGAAGGGGGCGCCGGCACUCCUUCUCAUCCGGACAACACGCACACCCAUCAUCUUGCUCCUCCUACCAGCACACGGUCCGCUGUUCUUGGAACGGGCAUGGCCCAUCCGCGACCUUCCUCUUCAACGUUGUUUGUGCGGCCGUCGCCCAGUGAGUCUCGGGUGCCGGUGGCUCCGAGCACCACGCCGGAGCAUCCGGCGCCCGUGUUCACCGGCGCAGCAGCGCGCCAGGCUGAACUUCGCCACGCGGGCGGCGCCUUGUUGGCUUUGGCCCUGCCCGUACUCAUUAUGGUGUGA
Molecule: messenger RNA, 2055 nt
Organism: Aspergillus steynii IBT 23096
Lineage: Eukaryota; Fungi; Ascomycota; Eurotiomycetes; Eurotiales; Aspergillaceae
Gene: chiA1
Product: class III chitinase ChiA1
Exons: 4
Coding region: 1-2055 (684 amino acids)
Biological process (GO): carbohydrate metabolic process
Cellular component (GO): extracellular region
Molecular function (GO): chitinase activity
Source: RefSeq, a predicted model, not a curated record